UGAUGAUCAUACUGAGAAUCAGACAAGGUUUAUUCAGAUCCACGCAGCUUCAUCAUGCGGAAUAUUUCGCAGGACUCAGUCCAAAUAGUCACCUUGAGGACGGAAGACGUGGAACGAGUAACACCCGACGGGACAAGCGCAACCUUUGCAGCAACUGCGUUCGACGUUGAUCGGGGUGUUACGUUUGCUGCCACCACGUGCGGGGGUGAAAUUCUCAUUUGGAAGACGGCUGGGAGACGUCUCCUUCCUCCAGAGGAGUCAUCGUUUUGCUUUUGUGGAUCAUACGCUACUCCAGAUCCUCGCAUUGUUAGUCUCAGAGUGCUUGCUGAAUCAAGGAGACUAGUGCUAGUGACACGCUCAGGAGACAUCGUAGUCUGGGAGCUCGGUGAUUCCGGUGACUUCAAUAGCGAUGCUGACGUCAUAGGCGCCGUGGAGACCGGAAUUCUCGCCGUAAGCUGGAGUCCGGAUGAUUCGUUCGUAGUUCUCGCAACUGACGGGAAUGUGAUAUUAAUGAAUUCAAUGUUCGAUGUGCUCUCAGAGGUGCCUUGGGAAACUAGCGAGUUUGGUGAAGAUGCGCCUAUCAACGUUGGGUGGGGUUCCAAAGCCACCCAAUUCCAUGGCUCGGCUGGGCGUGCACACCUCAAAACUCCAGAGAAAACAAAUGAUCAACAGGAAAGCGUCGAUGACGACAACUUGCCGCGCAUCACAUGGCGUGGUGAUGGUGCUUACUUUGCCGUUUCCACGCGUUCUUCCAGGCACCUGUCACCGCGUGUCGUGAGAGUAUACUCACAUGAAGGUCGUCUCCAAUCCACGUCGGAACCAGUACCCGGUCUAGAAGCCAACGUUGCUUGGAAACCAAACGGAAGUUUAAUAGCUUCCACGCAAUUUGACGUCCGUUCAGGACCUCAGGACACUCAUAUGAACGGAAAUCACUAUGUUGUUUUCUUUGAGCGGAACGGCCUUCGUCAUGGCGAAUUUAGUUUACGGCGUCCGUUGACUAACAACACAUCCUUUUACAGAGUAAAGGAUCUACUAUGGUCUCCAGACUCAGCUAUUCUCGCGGUGUGGAUAGAGCACACUGAAGGUGAUACCGUGCAAUUGUGGACGAGCAGCAAUUAUCAUUGGAAAGUAUUGUACUUAAAACAAGAGAUAUAUCCGCAAAGUGCUAGUCGUUUCACAACUGUUACAUGGCACCCCGAGCAUUCAUCGGAGCUCGUCUUGACAACGUCCUCACGACUGAUUGUCCGAAGAUUUGUAUGGGAGACUUGUGCUGGUGCAAGCGAUACAGGUUGCGUGGGUGUCGUUGACGGAGAUCAUAUACUACUCACGCCCUUCCGAACACAAAAUGUGCCUCCACCAAUGUCAUCUCAUCAACUACCUGUCCGCAUCCAACAUACCGCUGGCGAUACUAGCCCUUCGUUUUUGCGAAGCACUCCUUCUCACGUUUCACUUUCGUCCAUCAAUGAUAUCCUUGGUGCUGUGUGGGGGGAUGGCCGUGUUAUUGUAUGGUCUCUACAUACCCGCAUUGGGCCGGGAACAGGGAAAGUGAUGAAUCCUAUUUUAUUGUGGACAAAAGACUUAGGUCACGAAGACGUAUUGUGGAGGCAAGUGCAAGUCUCGGUCUUGGCCGCCGAUGCCAAGGAAAGGAUCCUACAAGUGGCGAUACUCGGUUCCACGGAGCAGAGUCCCGACCUAGUGAAUGUUCACGAAGUUCGACUUUCCCCUACGGAAGAGCAAGCCCGAAUAGGCGAGACCUGUUGGACAGCCAAGCUUUCCGGCAAGGAUGGCCGCCUGAUGCCAGACUUAGAAUCGUUGAGUUCGUUCUGGCAGUCUCGUGAGGGAGAGAUCUUUAGAGUGGAUUCCACCGAAGAAGCAAAAUCAUCACUUUGCAAUUUCCCCGAAUUUUGCUUUUCGGGGGUGAGUUUUCUCGUCCAAGCGCGGCGCCUUUUUGUUGGUUUGUCAAGCUCUGGAAAACUCUACUGCACGACGGAGGGCUCGAAACCGGCAGAACUCACUGAUAGUGCGAAUUCAUUUACAGUGGCUUCUGGUUUCGUUGUGUUCACUACAAACACUCAUGAGGUUCACUUCGCUCCCGUAGCGAUGUUGGUUGAUCAUCUCAUCAAUCGGUCACUGGAAGAGGAUGGCCCCUUAACAUCCAAUCAGGUUGCUGCGGACACUUGGGAGAAACGCCGUGUCGAGCGCGGUUCAAGAAUUGUAACUGUCGUGCCGGGCACGAUGAGCCUUGUACUACAAAUGCCGAGGGGUAAUUUAGAAACUAUCAGCCCUCGUCCUUUGGUGAUGGAAGCUGUGAAGGAUGACCUCGACGCGGGUCGUUGGCAAAAAGGGUUCCUGGCUUGCCGCAAGCAUCGAAUAAACCUGAGCGUCAUUGUUGAACACAAUGAAGAAGCAUUCAUGGCUGGCAUAUCCCGGUUCAUCGAACAAAUCGAAGAAGUAGAUUACAUCAACUUAUUCUUGUCAAGUAUUGGGCAAAGUGAACUUUCAGCGAAAACCAUAUCCGAUGUGUGCGAUGCCGUUCGAUUCGAGUUACAGACGAAAGACCUCCGCAAAUAUGUCAACUCGAUUCUAACGGCAUAUGUGGUUAAGACCCCGCCUGACUACGAAAGCGGGUUAACAUUACUACUGCAGCUGCGAGAUUUGCAGCCGGAACGGGUGGAGGAUGCAGUAAAAUAUAUAAUUUUCCUUGUGGACGCCGACAAGUUGUUUGAAACUGCGCUGGGGAUGUAUGACUUCUCCCUUGUGCUUCUGGUUGCCCAGCACGCUCAGAAAGACCCAAGGGAAUAUCUUCCCUUCCUUCGAGAAUUGAGGGCACUUCCUCCGCACUAUCAACGUUUCAGGAUCGAUGACUAUCUACGAAGAUAUGAAAAAGCACUGCGGAACCUUCACCUUGCUGGUCCCACUUACUUCCAGGAAGCGCUCGAUUACAUCGAACGCCACCAGCUGUAUGAAGCCGGCCUUGAGAUUUGGAAGGGCAUGGAACAAUAUCGUGUGGUACUUGGCGUAUAUGGUAGCUGGCUCUUCGAAAGGCGGGACUACAGGCAGGCAGCUCUGGUGUUCGUCGAGGCCUCUGAUCUUCGAAAAGCAAUGGUAGCGCAUGAGAGGGCCUUGGAAUGGCAAGAGCUCUUUCAGUUGUCCACAAGGGAAGUGGUCCCGGAAGAUGAGGUAAUAGAAAUUGCAUUCCGCAUCGCUGGAGAGUUGUUGUUGAAGAAGCGGUAUUCUGAGGCCGCAAGAGUUUUCAUUGACUACGCAGGCGAUAACCGUCAAGCAGUCACAGCGCUUGUGCAAGGUAACGAAAUUUCAGAAGCUCGAAGGAUUGUUUCCUUGCACGGCCCGCUAGAACUGCUUCAGGAAGUAAUCCUGCCUGGGGCACUGGACAUAAAAGCCCAGCUCACGGAAGAGUUGAACGAGAUGCGAGAACAGCUACACAAACAACUCGCUCGUCUCAGGGAGCUCCGCACUAGAAAGGUCCAAGAGCCUGAUACUUUCUACGGAACAGAACAAGUUAACAUGCAGAACAUCGAUGUAAUGACGGAUAUCUCAAUGGCGCCGACUGCCUUUACGAGAUACACUGCAGCCCCCACCGCAACAUCGAAAGUUUCCAAACGCAGCUCGAAAACGAAACGAAAGAUGGAACGUAAGGUUGGGUCAGGGCGGAAGGGCACCGUGGAUGAGGAAGAGUAUAUACUAAAGUCGGUCACCAAAUUGGUUGCCCGUUGUGGUGUUACGCAAGUUGAGGUACAGAAGUUGCUGCCGCACCUUCUCCACUUCUCAGAACUUCAUCGAUCGGAGGCUUGUGUUGUUCAACAGGAUAUGGAAUUUUUCGAAAGGGAAUUGCGGGACUCUAUUGAAGAGAUAUGGCAGUCACCGUCAACCACAGAAAACCCAGCUCAAGACUCUUGGGCAAAACGGAUGCUAGCCAGGGAAAAAGAGCGGCUGGUGGACCCACUAGAACGUGUGUCGAAGCCCGUGAUGGAAAGCAGUGAUUGGGGGAUUGGGUUGCUGCGUGCCAAGACCAACGUCCUAAAAACCGCUGGUUCGUCGAGAUACUAGUAAAAUUGCGGCCAGGCGCGCGCAUACAAAAUUUAUUUUAGGCGUCCAAAGCAAAAUUAUUAUACA
Pisolithus orientalis is the source of this 4134-nucleotide messenger RNA. RefSeq names its product pol II transcription elongation factor. Bases 55 to 4068 code for a protein of 1337 amino acids. The record is from RefSeq and is a predicted model, not a curated record. Gene Ontology annotation, molecular function: protein binding; tRNA binding. Gene Ontology annotation, biological process: tRNA wobble base 5-methoxycarbonylmethyl-2-thiouridinylation. Lineage: Eukaryota; Fungi; Basidiomycota; Agaricomycetes; Boletales; Pisolithaceae. The transcript is spliced from 20 exons. Gene Ontology annotation, cellular component: elongator holoenzyme complex; cytosol.